AUGAUUAAUUUUGGUGAUUAAGUGGGACAUAAAUUAUUUAGUUAUGAUUCAUUAGUCUAUACAUAUUCAGGAGAAGACUUGUUAAUUUUAGAAAAGGAGACAAUGAAAAUGAGUAGUAGGAUCAAUGUAGGUAGUUAAAUAUAAACAUUUGGGGUAAAUGGUGAUAUUUAUGUAUUGACUAAAAAAUCAGAAUUUAUUGUAUAUUGUAUAGAUGGGAAGUAAUUAUAGAGUAAGGAACAUAAAGGAAAAGUAUUUAAUAAUGCUCAAUUUCAUAAUGACCAUUUCAUAGCUAAUGAUGGAAAUAAGAUUGUUAGAAUAGGAACAACUUGUUCUAUAAUAUAUGAUGGAUAAUAAUUGACUAAUAUAAAUAGUAUUGAAUAUUCAGGAUAUAAGGAAUAAUUAAUAAUUGGAGAUGGCAAGUGUAUUCAUGUAAUAGGUAAUGAAGAUAAAAUCUUAAGAGAAUUUGGUAUAGCAAUAACAAUAAUGAAGUUAGAUGAUGAUUAAGAUCUUUUAGCAUGUGGAUUAGCUAAUGGUUAAUUAGUAUUAUUAUAAUAUUCAACUGGUGUUAUAAUCUAAUAAGAUCAUUGGCAUGCUCAUUAAAUUAAUACAUUAUUAUUUUCAGGUGCAUCAUUAUAUUCUGCUGGUUAAGAAGGUGUUAUUGUUUAAUGGCAUUUAAGAGUUGCAAGAAAAGCAUUCUUUCCUAGAUAAGGAGGAGAAAUUGUAGCUAUGUGUAAUGCUGACGAUAAUAUUGUUAUUAAUGUUUAGGGAAUUAAUCAAAUUAAAUAGGUAUCAUUAAUGGGAUAGAAUAAAUUACCUAUUUAUUAAGGUAUUCAUCAUGUUUAUCCUAAUACAUUUGUCACUUUCUAAAAUAAAUUAGUCACUUAAGGAGUUAAUGGAACUUUAUAAGUAAUUCAUCCUAUCUAAGGUACUUUAUUACAUGUUAUACCAAUCUGCUAGAAAAAUUACGUUUCUGAUAUAGAUGAAUAACAUAAAAGAGAUACAACUAUUAUAAAUUAAGUAUUAUAAUAUUAUAUGUUCUAGUUUGCAAUUUUGGAUAGAUUUUUAAUUGUUAUUUUAAAAUCUAAACUUAAAUAAACACUUUCAAUUUUUGAAAAUAUUAACCAUUUUGAAUUCAAUCUAAUAACUACAAUUGAUUAUGAAAUAGAAGGUAUGGAUACAGGUCAUAAUUCUAUAAUUACUUGGGGGAAUGGAGAAAUUAGAUUGUGGAGACAGAUUAAAUAAAGUAAAGGAUAAUACAAUUGGAAUUGUAUAUUUAGAGGUAAUGGAUAUAAAGGUACUAAAAUAUUAACAGCUUCUAUUUAUAAUGAAAAAAUAAUCAUCAUUGUCACCUCUAUUUCUAUAUUACAUGUAAAUAUAGAAAAUAAUAAUAUUGUUAAAGAAUUCCCAUUAGAUUAAACAUCUCCUGAUGUUGCUUAUAUUUAUUAAUCAGAUGUAUUAGUAUGUAAUGGAAAUACAAUUACAUUCUAUCAAAAUAUUAAAAAAUAAAUUAUUACCUAAUUAGGUAAUGCUUAAUCAAUUACCAAAAUUAAUGAAAACUUAAUUACUAUUUAAUAUUUAAAUGAAAUGUCAUUAAUUAUAGAUCUUAAAUAAUCAAAAAUUCUACAUGGAAUUUCCUCUUAGAAAUUAGUUUCAACUAUAAUUAAUGGAAGGUACCCUAUUCAACUUAUAUAUCUUUAGAACUAUAUUAUAUUCUUAUAAUAUUUAAAAUAAUCAAUACAAAUUUGUUACUGUUUUAAGUACAGAAAGAAAAGCAUCUUUAAUGAUGGAUGAAUAAGAUACUGCUCAAUUUCAAUAACUAGAACAACCUGAAAAACCCAUUAUCUAAGAUUCUCCUUCACUUGAUCCAAAUGUCUAUAAACGUUUACAAUUAGCUAAAUAAGCCAGAUAAAUGUAAUAUUAUAUUUUAUUCCAAGAAAAGAACUCAACAUUAAAGAAUUUUUAACUACCUAAUCAUAAAUGUUGCCUUCCUUGACAUUUCUUGCUGAUCGAGUUAUUGAUGUUUUUAAAUAAGAUCUAAAUGAAUAAAACAAAAAUUAAUUAUAUGGAUACGAUAUACAUCAAGAAGAAUCAAUAUCUAAUCAAAAUAAGACUUCCUUAUAAUUACAUCAAUUAAAGAAAUUGUUUAAAUGA
Molecule: messenger RNA, 2151 nt
Organism: Paramecium sonneborni
Lineage: Eukaryota; Ciliophora; Oligohymenophorea; Peniculida; Parameciidae
Source: the annotation of a GenBank genome assembly